UCUUCAACUCUACCAACUGACUGCAGCUUCUCGUCAAAAUGACUAGUGACGAUCAGUUUUUCUUCGACUAUCUUGCAUCCAUCCCCCAUGACGUAAGGAGAUAUUCGCUGCAGGUUGCAGAUUCGAUUGACCGACAGGUUGAUAAUGUCGCGAAUGUGGUUCGGGAUACGCUCUCUCAUCAGUCAUGGCUCCCGUCAAGUGUCCGGCCAUCACCAAGAAUUCAUCCUCGUGCUCCGACUUCGCAGUCAUUUUACGACCGUUUACACAGAUGGGCUCUUCGGAACCGGGCAUGGAGUGCGGCAAUCUUAGCCUUUGUCGGGACAACUUGCGUCCUAUACUUUGGAAGCAAGAAGCUGAGGGGUAGGCGGAGAAAGGCUAGGAGAGCUGGAAAUGGCGCUCGGAAGGAGAUAGUUGUUGUUGCCGGAUCCCCUCACGAACCCAUGACUAGGUCGAUAGCAGCAGAUCUAGAACGUCGUGGAUAUAUUGUGUAUAUUACAGUGUCGUCUGCAGAGGAGGAGCACAUGGUUCAGUCAGAGAAUUCAUCAGACAUAAGGUCUCUUUGGCUUGACCUAACUACGUUGCCUUCAUCUCCAUCAGAGAUUCAUGUUUCUCUGAACGAGAUUCACACCUUGAUCACAACACCACAAUCACCGAUGGCAGGAGUGCCACCGCAUAUUUGUCAACUGAGUGGCCUUGUUCUCGUGCCUUCGCCAAACUAUGUGGCAGGUCCAGUGGCUACAAUUCCACCAUCCUCAUGGGUCGAUACGAUUAACACUCGUCUUCUGUCACCUAUCUUAACAACGCAGCUGUUCCUACCGCUUCUUACACUUCGCAACACAAACAGCACAGUUGUUGUUGUCUACCCAUCAAUCUCAUCUUCCCUCUCCGCUCCUUUUGCUGGCCCCGAAGUGGCCACAGUUCGUGCUUUGUCAGGGUUUGCCACCUCCCUCCGCAGGGAAGUGAGCCUCUUACACCAAAAUAAUGUCGACGUGGUGGAAUUAAAACUGGGAAAUAUCGACCUUGGGCCGCAAUACCGAACGCCGCAAGGGCAUAUUGCGGGAACCGAAGUUUUGACAUGGAGCGUUCAGCAGCGGGAGCUUUACGGGCCUCAGUACUUGAACAGUAUUGAGCAGCGCCCCGUGGCGUCUGCUGGGCCUAGCAUGGUACGUGGGUCGCCUGCUAGAAACCUUCACUACGCGGUGCUUGACGCUUUGGAACCUUCCACCAAAAAUAUCUUUGGGAGAAAGGCGACCAAGACGCCGGUUUUGUAUGUUGGACGAGGAGCGCGGUCAUACCACAUUAUUGGGCAGUGGGCUCCUCCUGGGUUAGUUGGAUGGAUGUUGGGGCUACGUAGUGGAUAUGGACCUUCUGGUGAGAGUGUUAGUGGUAGCAGUAGCGAGACUGGUUGGGAAAAAGUUGACCGAUGAGGGUGUAUAAUAGUACUAUCUCUGUGUUGUCUUUUGUGGAAACGAAAGGAUAUAUAUAUAUAUAUAUAUAUAUAUAUCGAUAUAGGAAGUGUAUAACGAUAGGAUGGGAAGCUCUGGAAUAGUCCGUCUUGAAUUGAUCGGCUUCCAUUUGGAAGAUCUGCUGCCCUAACCGGAUUCGAAUUCAAAAGGAAGGGGAUAGAUAGAUAGAUAGAUGGAUUUUUUUCGUUUCAGCAGCCAACAUGUUGACGGGCCUCGAUGCCAAUUUGGGGCAAACCCAGAGAUUAUCACAAUAACGCAGAAAAUCCAAUCAGGGUGGGUGCCAGAGGUAAAAUCCAGCCUGUCGACGAUGCUUCUGAGUGAUCUGGCUACAUAGUCCAGCCUCAUUGGGCCGGGGAAAUUAUUACAGACUUAAAAAUAGGUACUCCACCAUGAUUCAAGAUGAAGCUAAAUUGGGUAGUUUCAUGAUCAGGAGUUUUCUUUCGCAGUAGCAGCCUAGAA
Molecule: messenger RNA, 1925 nt
Organism: Aspergillus ochraceoroseus IBT 24754
Lineage: Eukaryota; Fungi; Ascomycota; Eurotiomycetes; Eurotiales; Aspergillaceae
Product: DUF1776 domain-containing protein
Exons: 4
Coding region: 39-1427 (462 amino acids)
Source: RefSeq, a predicted model, not a curated record